AUGGGGCUGGACAGCUCAGGGAAGAGCUCCGUCAUCAUGGACAUCAUGAGAGCUCUGGCCAGCGAGGUGCUGCCUGCAGCACAGCCCGGCCAGACCCGCCUGCGGGUGAACAGGUUUGAGGUGACACUGGUGGAGCUGCCCGGAGCUCAGCGCUGCCGCAGUGCCUGGCGCAGCCACUACAGUGCAGCCGACGGGCUGCUCUUCGUGCUGGACUCCAGCGACCUGGCACGGAUGGAGGAGGCCCGCAAGGCUCUGAGCCGUGUCCUGAGUCACCCCGAUGUCUCCGGAAAGCCUCUUUUGCUCCUGGCCAACAAGCAGGAUGUGGCAGCUGCCCUGCUGCCCUGUGAGCUGAUCGAGCGCCUGGCACUGCAGCGGCUCGUCAACGAGAACCACUCGCCCUGCCGCAUUGUGAGAUUCCCCCAGCCGCAGCAGGCAGCAGAAGAUGGAGAAGCUCCCAUCACCUCUCCCCCUCUUCUCCCUGUCCAGAAGGUGAGCACAAAUGGCCCUGGGAAGAGGAAAAAGAAGGUGAAGGGCAUGAAAAAGAAAAAGAAGAAAAAAAUCAAGAAUAAAAUCAAAUCACAGGAGCCUGUCAUGGAGCAGCAGCAGGAGGAGGUCUCAAAUCUGUACCGCCGGGCGAUGCUGGCUCUGAAGAUGCGGCAGGAGCAGAGGAAGCAGCCGUCUGCCAUCGCCCCCUGA
This is a messenger RNA of Phasianus colchicus (ring-necked pheasant), 696 nucleotides long. The record is from RefSeq and is a predicted model, not a curated record. Lineage: Eukaryota; Metazoa; Chordata; Aves; Galliformes; Phasianidae.